AUGUGCCGAAAUUUUACAGCAAUUACUUGCGAUUCGUGUAAAUCAUUUUUCAGGAGAACUGCACUUAAAAAUAAGCCGUUUAAAUGCCGUUUUGAGGGCACAUGUAAUAUAACUCUCGGCUCAAGAAAGUCAUGCAAAAAGUGUAGAUUUGAUAAAUGCAUUGCCGUUGGGAUGAAAAAAGAAUGUUUGAGAGAUGAGGAGGAAAAUCAAUGGCGAAGACAAUCGGCUAAUGAAAGGAAACUAAGACAACAAAUACAGGAAGAGAUGAUUGUCUCAACAACUAAUUAUCACGGAUUAAAUCAAUUGGAGUCAAACCGUAUAUCAGAGCUGUUCAACGCGUCCCGUGUUAUAGACGCAAGUUAUCCGACGCCUAAAAAUGUGGUCAAUUUAACCGAUAGUAAAGUUUUGCUCCGUUUUUCGGGAUCCAUAGCUGAGGAUCACAUCAAAAAUAUUGUCACUUUUCUUAAAGGCAUAAAUGGUUUUAAGGAAAUGUGCGAACAUGAUCAAUUUGCCAUCACCAAGUCAAUUCUGGUCCCAAAUUUACAAAAUGCAAUUCGCAUUCAAUUAGGGCUAUGGUCUGAGGGAACCUAUAAAAAUGUUAUGGAAACUAACUUAAAGUCAUUUCUCGCCAGAUUUGUAUCACUGGUACAAAAGGACGUGAUUUCAAAACUCGAACAACAACUGUAUAUAUAUUUACUGCAAAGAUAUCUACUAUUAAAGUGUUGGUCGGAAUCUGAAGCCCAGACAAGACUACAGAAUCUGAUAAAUUACGGCUCAAUCACAUGCAAAUCAUGUCGAGUGUUUUUCUGGCGCGCCAUCACAAACAAUAAGGUAUUAAAGUGUCCGUCAAAAGGCACGUGUAGUAUAGAUAAGGCGUUUCGUAGCAUUUGUCCCAAUUGUCGGCUAAACAAAUGUUUUACCGUCGGAAUGAAAAGAGAAUAUAUCAAAAGUAAAGAGCAAAAUGAGACCAAUAAUUGUCAAAUGAAUGCCACAAUCAAUAGGAAAGGUGUCGAUUGCACUGAUAUUAUAGCGUUUAAAAACAAUGAUAACAACAAUAAUUACGAUAAAAUUGAAGACUUAAUUAGAGAAACACUGAAUAUUAGUACCGAUGGACUCGUGGAGAAAAUGACUGCAAUUGAAAACUGUUUACAAACCAAUCGUAUGGACACAAAUAAUGAGCUAAUAUCAAUAAACAACAUAUACCGUGGUAAAAACAAGUGCCACGACUCGACCCUAAUGCCCAUAAUCCCUGUCCUAACCGAUCACAAGGGCUGGAAUCAAAUGGAGACCAUAAAGCUGUCGGAACUGUUGACUUCGUCCCAUGUGUUCAGUUAUCCGAUGGCCGACACCAGACAUAUCAUCAGAGAUAAGAAUAGUAUAUCGGAUGUAGUCAAAUUCACCAGGGGCCUUAAUGGUUUUACAAACAUCUUGGCCGCCGAUCAAUACACCUUGAUUAAGCAUGGUUGUUUUGAGCUGUUGACCCUGCGCUAUCUUGUUUAUUACGAUCACCGCACUGCAGUGCAAAAAUACAACAAACGGACUGCGACCACAAAUGGCAAUCUCAUUUCUUCCACGUAUAAGAUAAAAAUGGGCUCCUCGUGCGCCAACCUCUACGCCUUCUACGCCGACGUACACAUUAGCGUCCAGGGAGCCUUGCAUUUCGGUGCCAAUGCUAUUUUCGUCACAGUGAAAGUUCUCCACCGCAGAUGCGCCCAGUUCCGAGCCAGCAAUAGCGCCAACCACACUGCCAGUGAUAGCACCUGCAACUGCGCCCACUGGGCCACCGGGGGCGCCAACCGCUGCGCCUACCUGGGCACCAGCGUAGCCCAACGUCGCUGCCCCACACCACUCUCCACCAAUACAUAG
Messenger RNA from Medioppia subpectinata, 1866 nucleotides. NCBI's taxonomy places the organism in Eukaryota, Metazoa, Arthropoda, Arachnida, Sarcoptiformes, Oppiidae. The record is from the annotation of a GenBank genome assembly.